GGCAGAAGGAGACGUGGCAUACCCCAUAAAGUAUAUGUCGGCGCGUGCAGUUCGUGCUGUGUGUGUGUGUGUCAGGCAUUUCGCAAGAAUGUUAUUUCAUCAUAAUGUGAAGAUUGCAUCAGCUUUUUUUGGAGAUACGAUUGGCUGAUGGCAUUUUGUAGUUUUGGAAAGUACCGUUUUAUCGCGGCGACAGCGUCACGACGCCACUUACGUCACUUAUUGCGAAAUUGCGUGAAAUGGAUGUAGAGGAGAUUGCAGGUUCCGUAACGCUUGCUAGGCUGGCUCAAGUUGAUAGCAGAUUGCAGCGCAUGACCUUCGCCUCAAAUGUGCGCACAAGAUAUGACUUGCAAACCGAGUUAAAAGCAUUCACAUUUAACAAAAAGAAGAUGACUUCGCGGGAAGAAAUGUCUUUGCUUGACAUCAAGAGCGCAGCGAGGAGGAUCAUGUUCGUGCAUGUUCACAGGCUUGCGGUUUUUUUUUCGAACAACGAAACCGAGAGUGAACAAGAGAAAAGUGGCAUCAAUCGUAAAAAAAAUUACAAAUGACAAAAUGCGUGGAGUAGUGCCGCCGUAUGUAAUGGGAAGAUGUUUGAAUGCGGAGAAUGAGAUUCCAUCAAUCUUCAUUGAUGAGAGAAAAGCUAAGUACAAAAUUUGUUGGUAGUAAAUUUUUUAUGUUGAAAGCAAGUGGUAAUACUGGAAUAUAUAAUAUGCAAAAAUAUUUAAAAUCUUUCGUUAAAGCCCAUAAAAAAAACAAACAUUUAUUUGUCGAGUUUGUUUGUUUGUCGAGUUUCAUUUUGGUGUCAUUGGUGUCCUUUUACCAAAUACAAUUACUGUG
Molecule: messenger RNA, 834 nt
Organism: Drosophila mojavensis
Lineage: Eukaryota; Metazoa; Arthropoda; Insecta; Diptera; Drosophilidae
Exons: 2
Coding region: 237-545 (102 amino acids)
Source: RefSeq, a predicted model, not a curated record